Molecule: messenger RNA, 2769 nt
Organism: Chara braunii
Lineage: Eukaryota; Viridiplantae; Streptophyta; Charophyceae; Charales; Characeae
Source: the annotation of a GenBank genome assembly
GACUACUUUCAGUCAUUUGAAGAUUGAAACGCAACUUCAAACCAUCGUGUCUGUAGAGUUAUGUCACCGCGUAGUAGUUGGAACGGACGCGCGAAGGGAAAGAAAAAGAAGUCAACUGCACAUCACCAAGCUAAGGCAGCAGGAGGGGAGGGGAGUGACAAUGCUAACACGGGGCCAUCUCCUGUAAAUGAAGAGAGCAAGGUGGAGCUGAACCAUAAAUUUGAGAGGACUCGUUCCGACAUUUUGGGGAAUGAGCAUUGUUCGGUAUAUUUACCCCUCGAUUUUGACGUGCAUCCACAGAAACCGUGGAUUCUGUUUGCGGCGGACCACAAGUCGUUCCAAGUGUGGAACUACGAAGAUGGGACGCGGGUUGGCUCCUGGCAGGUGCCUGAAUUUGAGGGGCAUUAUCGUAAGGAGGCGAGAUUCGUUGCACAGAAAGAAUGGAUUGUGGUGUUGGGGAAGUUUGACUUUAUCGUGUACGAAACGAAACGCUGGAACCUGGUGCGUGUUAAGGUCUUGGAAGGACCGAAUACGUGGGGAUGCAGGCAAUCUGGGCGGAGACUGGCAGUUCAUCGCAGUGCGACGUGCAUAUUGACUUCGUUCAGCGAUGGAAGUAUGGCAUUGUGGGACUGGGACCGGGAAUGGAAGAAGAUUACGUUCCAAGAGCGAGGAUCUGACCACGUGGCCUUUCAUCCAACAAACGCGAAUAUCUUUGCGAGCGCAUCUGGUCAGAAAAUUAAGCUUUGGGAUGUGAAGAAACAGUCUGUUCUGAAGACCCUUCACGACGAGUACAUGGGGUUGACUUGCAGCAUGGAAUUUUGCAGCAGAGUCAAGAAGCCGCUUUUGAUCUCAGCACACCAUUAUUCCGAUACGCGCGUUUGGGACUACAAUACCGGAGACUGCAUUGCGAAAUUGGAGGGAUCCGGAACGCGUUCGGCCUUUUUCCAUCCGCAAUUGCCUCUCAUCUUCACGGUAGGGUUCGAUCGCAUCAGAAUUUGGACCGAGUCGAGCCAUCAGCCAGUCUUAUCGACUCCAUGGUUCGGUAUUGUGAAUGUGGCUGCUUGCAAGAAUUCCAACCUGCUUGUUGUUGGUGGCAUAGGAGAGUUUUCGGUGGUUGAUGUGGUCGCAACCGGUGAAUUCAAGGAAGGAGAAGAGAAGCAGCGGAGUGGGGAUCCCGUCUCUGCAACGGCAAGGGAGACGAAACCAGCGGCAGAAGUCUUGGAUAUGAUGCUGGAGGAGGCACUAGGUCCUGUGGAGCAAACGGCUGGGACGACAGCAGCGAGGGUCCUUGAGGGUGCGUCAUCGGCGUUGAAAACGGCGAUCGAAGCAUUGGAAGGCGAGGCAGAAAAUGCAAACAAGGAGUUCGGAAAGAGAAUCGAGAGUGUCGCACUGACAUGCCGCGAAGCAUUUGAUAAGUUGAGAGAAGACUACAAGGAAAAGGAGAUAGCACAAGCAAAAAGACUCCAAAGGUUCAAGGCUGAGGUAAGCUCGUUCAACGGAGGGAUGGAGGUGGCAAAGAGGCUAGUUGAGUCCAACCAGAGGAUUUGGCAGCUGGAGGCUGAGAAGUUUGAGAUGGAAGAGAAGCUCCAGUCGACGAUUAAAGACCUCGAGAAGAGAGUCAACAAGGAGAUUGCUGCAGAAGAAGAAGCCAGACUGAGAGAGUAUUCCUUCAAGGAAAUACUGGAUGCAACCGACAUGUUUAACGCGAAACGGAAGCGUGGCAACAAGGAUCACGAGGGAUGCACUUACCGCGGCAAGCUGCGUAACGAUACUUCCGUUCUCGCAAAGGUGAUGCGGGGCGGAAAUCUGCGGCCGAUCGACCACGCCAAGUUCAAGACAGAGCUGGUGGACAGGUUGCGGAUGCUAAGGCACCCACAUCUGCUAACUUUGCUGGGAUUCUGUGCGGAAGAGAACUGUCUGGUUUUUGAGGACGUUGCAAAUGGAAGUCUGCAGGAGUGGAUCGCUUGCGGAGAGGGUCACACGAGAGGAUCCCUGUCGUGGGAUGUUCGCUUCCGCGUGAUGGCAGAGGUUGCUCAAGCCAUGUCCUUCCUUCACUCCAAUCCCGCGGCUACUGUUGGCCCCAUUAUCCACCGCGCAAUCAAGCCUGCAAACAUCCUUCUGGACGAGGACUUCGCCGUCAAGAUCAGUGAGCUCGACCAGGCGCUCCUCUGCGGUCAAGAACAGGCCGAAGGAGUCGUGACUCGUAGGAGUUCGAUGCGUUUGUCUCUGGGAAACAACUCGCAGUACACAGCACCGGAAUCGCUGCGGUCUGGCGUCUUCGACGAGAAGACCGAUGUCUACUCGCUUGGCAUGACUAUGUUGGAGAUGCUGACUGGAAAGUUGUGGAAUGCGUUCGGAAUUGUAGAAGGUGUUAUCGACAGUGAUGCCGCUUUUAGAAAUGUUCUGGACCCCAGUGCAGGCACUUGGGAUGUUGAUCUGGCCCGCCAAGUGGCCAACUUGGGGCUGAGCUGUGCCAGUUUAGACAGACACAACCGGCCCGACAUGACAGGAAGUGACUGUGGCAUUCUACCUGUUUUGGAGCGAGUUGUGCAAAAAGCAAAGCUUGCGGCCAGUUCGGGGCCACGAGCACGAGUUGCCAGUCCAAGCAGGGACAAUCGGCCCAACACCAGGACAAGUAAUGGUGGCAUUCCAUCAUCAGUUUCGGAGAGGCCCAUUCCAAAGGUGAAAUUGGAGAAGGAUGCCUAACUAUCCAACUUAUCAAGGUAAGCAACCAUGGCCAUCAUGAGACUUUACAUGGCGCUAACGAGG